Molecule: messenger RNA, 1447 nt
Organism: Vidua macroura (Pin-tailed whydah)
Lineage: Eukaryota; Metazoa; Chordata; Aves; Passeriformes; Viduidae
Gene: LSM10
Product: LSM10, U7 small nuclear RNA associated
Exons: 3
Coding region: 285-1253 (322 amino acids)
Biological process (GO): mRNA 3'-end processing by stem-loop binding and cleavage
Cellular component (GO): nuclear body; cytoplasmic U snRNP body
Molecular function (GO): histone pre-mRNA DCP binding; U7 snRNA binding
Source: RefSeq, a predicted model, not a curated record
GAGCGUGCAGGUGAGCGCGAAAGGGGCCGUGUGCGUGCCGGGGAGCACACAGCGUGUGUGCGGGGUGUGCGCGUGCCGGGGAGCGUUUGAGGGUUUUACAGUGUGCAGGUGUGCGUGCAGGGGAUGGUCCGUGGGCAGGUGUGUGUGGAGGGCUUGGUCCGUCUGCAGGUGUGUGUGCAGGGGCUGAUCCAUGUACAGGUGUGUGUGUGUGCAGGUGUGUGUGGAGGGCUUGGUCCGUGUACAGGUGUGUGUGCAGGGGCUGGCCUGUGGGCAGGAUUUGGUCCAUGUACAGGUGUGUGUGUUCAGGUGUGUGUUCAGGGGCUGGCCCGUGGGCAGGAUUUGGUCCAUGUACAGGUGUGUGUGUGCAGGUGUGUGAGCAGGGGCUGGUCCAUGGGCAGGAUUUGGUCCACGUGCAGGUGUGUGUGUGUGUGCAGGGGCUGGUCUGUGGGCAGGAUUUGGUCCAUGUACAGGUGUGUGUGUGCAGGUGUGUGUGUGCAGGGGCUGGCCCGUGGGCAGGAUUUGGUCCAUGUACAGGUGUGUGUGUGUGCAGGUGUGUGUGCAGGGGCUGGUCUGUGGGCAGGAUUUGGUCCAUGUACAGGUGUGUGUAUGCAGGUGUGUGUGCAGGGGCUGGUCCGUGUGCAGGUGUGUGUGCAGGGGCUGGCCCGUGGGCAGGAUUUGGUCCAUGUACAGGUGUGUGUAUGCAGGUGUGUGUGCAGGGGCUGGUCCGUGUGCAGGUGUGUGUGCAGGGGCUGGCCCGUGGGCAGGAUUUGGGCCACGUGCCCGUGUGCGUGCAGGCCCAUGGGAAGGGGCUGCUGGGUGUGAGGCACAGCAGGUGGGUGUCCCCAGCCCCUGUCCCCGGCCCCUGUCCCGCCGCAGCCGCCAUGGAGGUGAGCCACUCCCUGAAGGAGCGCACCAUCGCCGAGAACAGCCUGGUGAUCCUGCUGCAGGGCCUGCGCGGCCGCGUCACCACCGUGGAGCUGCGCGACGAGAGCGCGGCCGCGGGGCGCGUCACCAGCGUGGACGCCUUCAUGAACGUGCGCCUGGCCGAGGUGACCUUCACGGACAGGCGGGGCGCCGUGUCCCGGCUGGACGAGCUCUUCGUGACCGGCAGGAACGUCCGCUACGUGCACAUCCCCGACGAGGUGGACAUCCGGGCCACCAUCGAGGAGCAGCUGCGGGCCAUCCACAGGGUGCGGUUCUUCGGGGGCCGCGACAAGGGCCGCAGGGAGUUCCCUCGUGCCAAGCACAAGUGAGAGGACGUGGCGCUGCCCACGGCAGCCGGCACGGACCCGGGAUGGGCCUGCGAUGGAGGUGCCCCUUUGAUGGACUGCCAGCUCCCUCCGUCCCACGCCGCAUCCCCCCACCUGCAUUCUCCCCUGAGGGUCUUGCUGUUCCCCCCAGCUGCAGAGGAGCGGGACUGUUUUUUGUAGUGAAUAACACCACUUAA